Molecule: messenger RNA, 1911 nt
Organism: Drosophila simulans
Lineage: Eukaryota; Metazoa; Arthropoda; Insecta; Diptera; Drosophilidae
Exons: 1
Coding region: 574-843 (89 amino acids)
Source: RefSeq, a predicted model, not a curated record
UUCAACUCUCGCUGCUACGCAAAUUGUCCAUUAGGCUAAUUACGCAAACAUUUGUGAAUUUACUUAUCCAAAAGAUUGAAACGCAAACCUCUUGUUGAACUCGAAAAUCCGUUGAUUGAUGGCCGCAUUGUUCGGAUUUGUCAGUUGCGCCAUGGCCAUGCAAAAGCGUUUGUCUGGGCACCCAGAAUGGAUUCGGAUUACACCUGGACUUGGAACUCUGGACCGUAGACUGCGCAGAGCAAACAGAUUAUUUUCAUAAAUUAGACUUUAUUAAUGAUUAAGAAGACAGCUUUCGAGACGGGAUAGCCAAGAAAAGUUGAAGGACAACGGGUGCGCCUGCCAAACGGGGUUGGGCUGGUAUUUCUAUAUCCUUAAAGGAUGCGGCUGAGGACCUACGAAACUGGACAGUGGUCAGCGCAUUGGUCAGUCACGCACGUAAUUUUGGUAUUACCCCUUCGGGACGAUAGCUCGCAACGGGAUAGGCAGAGUUCAGAGGUCACCACCGUACUUUUUCCCGUUUCUUCUCACAGUCCGAGCAGCAGGAAACUUAAGACGUUUUCACGUUGAAUUCUAAUGAUUUUUGUAUUCAAAUGCGGAUUGCUCCAACCAGUUUGGGCAGUUCCCUUACCACCCAAGGGAGUGUCCACUGAAUGGCAAGGCGCGCAUCCUGCUGACGGCAGGAUUGGCCCAACGUCCAUCGGUCAAGCUGUGUGCGAAUCCCAUCCAAAAUGGCCAAUGUCCCAUGUUCGGAUGUCGCUUUUAUUACUGCCAACUCUUUUUGUUCGAUGGCCUCGACAAAGGGGUCAAUUCGAAAGGGCAACAGUUGAUGUUCAGGGCGCAUGAGUUGAGUCCUGAAAUGGGUGGCCAUUUUGUAGCGAACACCAACGGAAUUAAAUGUAUCUAAAUACGGAAAAGCUUUAGUUGUCUUCAGAAAAUAGUUGAUUUUGUAGAAAACUAGCAAUUAUGAUAUCCGGUGUGGAAGUAAUUUCCCUUCGAAGAAAUAAACCCAUCAAAUGAACUUUGUCCGUUGACUCGUGGUGACCAUUAAACACUUUUUAUAAUUUUCUUUAAACGGUAUUGUGUUUAUAUCACCUCUACGCUAGAAUUGUCCCCUCUUUUAGUGUUUUUUAACUGCUGGCCCAACGCUCUUUUAAUGGCCUCCACUUGACCAGGCCACCUUAGUUGGUUUGUUGACACCUGCAGCUCUAUUUCGUCUUUUUUUGAGAUCAUAAGAAAAAUCAUAGCUUUCCACUUCUUGCUGCAUGGACUUAAACUUUGAACUAAGCCGACUAUAACUGACACUCAAAAUUCAUAUACAGGUAGUGCGACUCCGGAAGUUUCCGCGCUCGUUAAAACCCUCAAUUUAAUGAAGAUAAAUCGUAGUUGGUUUUCAAGAACUAAAGAACGAAAAAAUCUGGGAGAAUGGGAAACUGUUUUGGUUUGAAAUUUCACCUCUUGACAUUGGUACUGGGAUGUACUGGGAUGAACUACCCAGCAACGGUGACAUUUAAAUUAAUAAACUGCCAGCGAGUUUGGGCCGUAACAGGCGCGUAACUGCAGUCAAUUAUUCGGCCGAAAAUAUCCUGUUUCCAGCAUCCAGUUUCCACAUCGGCAGCAUCACCAUCAUCAUCAUUAUUAUUAACACUUUCCACGGCUAUGGACUCGCCACUUGAACUUGGUGCGGCAUUGGCUCGGGUUGUUCCUCUUUUAUUGUGUUUUUGUAAUGCUAUAUAAUUACACCAUCAAGUUGACUGAUGACACGGAAUGAAUCUUUGUCGCUCCCUUACAUAACAUAACACUCGCACACCCGGUAUUUGCAUAAAAUCACAAUUUCUCUUCGCACCAACCCGAGGGAAACCCUUGCCCGGUUUAGGGAUAUGUGUGCUGUGUCGCUAGUUUUUCACUUUCCCU